This is a messenger RNA of Aspergillus nidulans FGSC A4, 1831 nucleotides long. Its product is annotated as RNA-binding GTPase. The coding region runs from base 14 to 1648 and encodes 544 amino acids. Gene Ontology annotation, molecular function: GTPase activity; RNA binding; GTP binding. The record is from RefSeq and is a predicted model, not a curated record. Gene Ontology annotation, cellular component: preribosome; preribosome, large subunit precursor; nucleolus. NCBI's taxonomy places the organism in Eukaryota, Fungi, Ascomycota, Eurotiomycetes, Eurotiales, Aspergillaceae. Gene Ontology annotation, biological process: maturation of LSU-rRNA from tricistronic rRNA transcript (SSU-rRNA, 5.8S rRNA, LSU-rRNA); ribosomal large subunit biogenesis; rRNA processing. The transcript has 3 exons.
AACUUCCGUCAAAAUGGUCAAGCUAGGCAAAACUUCGAAGCGAACACCCGUCCGGCUGCGACACAAGAUCGAGAAGGCCUCCGCGGCUAAACAGCGCAAGCAGAGAAAACUUGCGAAGAAGAACCCCGAAUGGCGCUCCAAGAUUAAGAAGGAUCCCGGUAUCCCCAACCUCUUCCCGCACAAGGAAAAGAUGCUUCAAGAGAUCGAGGAGCGAAGACGCAUGAAGGCCGAGGAACAAGCGCGCAUUCGUGAGGAGGCUCGUGCUAGGCGUAUUGCUGCUAAGCAGGGCGGUGAUGCUACUGCGGAGUCGACCAACCCUAUACCGGUGGAUCUUGAGGGCGACGACAUUUUGGAUGAUGAGAUGGACGAGGAUAUGGGAGACGACGCUAACCCAAUGGCUGCGCUGCUUGCCUCGGCUAGGGCUCGGGCGGCGGAGUAUGAGGGUAGUGAGAGCGAUGAAGAUCAGGAUCAGAUGGACGAGGACGACGAGAUGGAAGGCAUGAGCGAGGACGACGAAGUUGCAGAUGAAGAUGGUGUGCCUGCGCUUGUUGCCGCGGGCAAAGAAACUUCAAGGCGAGCAUUCGACAAAGUAUUUAAGAAGGUCGUUGAGGCGGCGGAUGUCAUUCUUUACGUGCUGGAUGCGCGUGACCCUGAAGGCACACGGUCAAAAGAAGUUGAGCGGGAAAUUAUGGCUGCAGACGGUGGACAAAAGCGGCUCAUCCUCAUCCUCAACAAGAUCGAUCUCGUUCCCCCGCCCGUGCUAAAAAACUGGCUCAUUCACCUGCGCCGCUACUUCCCCACCCUCCCACUUAAGGCCUCCAAUGGUGCUGGCAACGCUCACAGCUUUGACCACAAGCAACUCUCCAUCAAAGGCACAUCGGAGACCCUUUUCCGCGCACUGAAGACGUACGCGCAGAACAAGGGUCUUAAGCGCGCCAUCUCCGUCGGCGUCAUCGGCUACCCUAACGUCGGCAAGUCCUCCGUCAUUAACGCCCUUACAGCCCGCAUGAACAAGGGUUCCAGCAACGCCUGUCCGACAGGCGCCGAGGCCGGCGUCACCACCAACCUCCGCGAGGUCAAGCUUGACAGCAAGCUGAAGCUCAUCGAUUCCCCUGGAAUUGUCUUCCCCAACACUAGCGAGAAGAAGGGCAAGAAGAAGCAAGAUGAUCAAGCUCGCCUCAUCCUCCUCAACGCUAUUCCUCCUAAACACAUCGAAGACCCUAUCCCUGCUGUUAACCUCCUCCUCAAGCGCCUUUCCUCCUCGGAAGGCCUCCUUCAAAAACUCCUCCAGGUUUAUGGUAUUCCCACGCUCUACUCGGGUACCUCCACCACGGAUCGGACAAACGACUUCCUUAUCCAGGUUGCCCGCAAGCGCGGACGGUUGGGUAAGCGCGGUGUGCCAAAUCUCGAGGCCGCUGCUAUGACGGUCAUCAAUGACUGGCGCGACGGACGGAUUCAGGGCUGGGCCACGCCUCCAGUCCUGAAAGUCGUCGACACAACAGCGGACGGCGCUACUGGGGAUGCCAACAACUCGGCAGCCGCGCCAGGUGUCGACACGAGACAAGUCGUUUCUGAGUGGGCAGCGGAGUUCAAGAUCGAGGGAUUAUGGGGUGAUGGAAAUGCAGAGGACGAGGCUAUGGAGGAGUGAAGUCUCAUACUUCUCAGUUCUUUUUCUUUCCUGUCGUUCGUUUUUUGUCACGUUGUGUCAUGUCAUGGUCAUGGGAUACCAGACGGCGUUUUAGGGUAAAGCCAAAAUAGAUUCCUGCCUAGUCCUUACUGCGGUCGUCCUGUCUAGUCGAGUCGAAUCAACUAAGCGCGUUUGACGAUAUUA